AUGAUCUCGUCAAUGACAAGUGGCGUGAAGCCCCAGUAUGAGGUCUUUCUUUGCGUUGUUGGCUAUCGUUUCCUUUGCUGUCCAGGUUUAUGCUCAAGUGGGCGCUCGAGCCUGCAACUGCCCAGCUACGCGAGUCCUGAGCGGGGGCAGGACUAUUUAUC
Messenger RNA from Serpula lacrymans var. lacrymans S7.9, 161 nucleotides. RefSeq lists its product as uncharacterized. The transcript is spliced from 2 exons. NCBI's taxonomy places the organism in Eukaryota, Fungi, Basidiomycota, Agaricomycetes, Boletales, Serpulaceae. The annotation marks the transcript as partial. The record is from RefSeq and is a predicted model, not a curated record.